AUGUCUUCCCCCAGUACAGACCAGACAGAGGGCAACGGGCCUGAUGGCUCUUCCAUCAGGCCCGUCUCGUCGCUCCUCGCCCGAUUCGAGAACAUGAACUCCAACCCUCCGUCGCAAACGCAGCCUACCUCUGCUCCGGCUCCUCCUCAGCCGCGAAAACUCUCGCCAGGGCCGAAGCCAGACAGAUUAAAGACGCUCAAGACGGGGCAAGACUCUGUGCAUGGUCCUGCUUCCCCGAUCACUCCCGUCAAGCCGUCAAAUCUGAAGGACCGCGCCUUUCCUGCGGCGUCUCCUGUAAGCCGCGAUAGAGGGGCACCGAUCCCACCGCCUCCCCUGUCUACACGGCCAGCGCCGCCUAUUGCAUUGAAGCCUCAAGUGCUGCCUCACCCACCGGCAGUUACAGUUCAACCUCCGCAGUCGCCUCCUAAGGGAAGCGCGUUGAACAUCGCCCCAGGUGAACAGUCACCGUUUCUAGGCCCUGCCGCGAUUUCUACUUCCGCCACGCCCAGCCGAUCUCCUACGCCGCUCAGGAUACCGAGCCGACCGCAUAGUCCUACCAGCAACGGUGGUGGUAGUGGUACCGCAACGCCGCGAUCUCCAAGGCAAGGAAUUUCGAAAGCUCCAUCACCGCCGCCUCCCAGACGAUCCGCCGAGCUAAAGAGAGAGAAGGAACGAGAAAGAGAGUGGAAGCCUGCGCCGCCACCGCCGCCCGCGCCACGAUCAGAGAAGACGUUGAUGAGAGCGGCUACUGGGAUAGAGGUGAGAGGCAGGCCUGCUGUUCAAAGACCCAAUCGCUCUCAGGAGUCGUCUCCUAUUGGCAGCGCCUCGCGAAGCUCCGAACCCAGGGCGGAAAGCAACCCUCCAGAGCUGCCCUUGCGACCGAGGCCACAGCAGCUGAAUGAUGCGCCGAGUAGGACGAAGCAGAUCGCCGGAGCAUUUGAGCAGCCUACCCAGCCUACCCAGCCUACCCUCCGUCCUUCCUUAUCUGUGCGGAAACCAACGCGUGAAGGAGAGUCGAAUGGCUUGGGUUUAGUUAGGGCCCCGAUUACUCCUCAGCUCACUGGGGAUGUUCGCCCUGCCUUGCCUGCACGACCCCAAACUACUGAUAUUCCCCCACAGCAUCCAGUGCCGAAUAACGGAAUAAAGGCACCUCCAAAGCCUCCGCGACCAUCUGCUCCGAACCACGCGCAGGUUGCCACUCCUGCCACUCCUCUUCCGCCAGCCCCACCGUCUGCCACAAACCGAGUCGUCUCCAACCCUCUCACACAGCAACUACCCGUAAGGCCACAUGGGCGGUCUAAGACGGUGGACGUACCGACAGCAGAUCAUGCUGCCGUGGAUGUCCGUGCGUCCCCAGCCCCUGUGGCUGCUGUCGUAGUAAGGCAAGCGCCAGCACCUGCUGCGAACGAAGCGAUCAUUCCGAAAUCCGACCUCCCUGCUCAGAUUACGGCAUACCCUGAUAGCUCGAGCACUAACCGCCGGCCUCCCUUCAUCAAGAAAGGAUGUUAUGAGAUUCAACCAAAGUAUGAUCCUCGUAUCUUCGAUGUCUGUGGGCAAUAUGUCUGCACUACCGGCCCUCUGACUCGGGUGUGGAGCAUGCUGGAUGGAGAACAAAUUGUCAGCUUGGCACACACAGAAGGCGUGAAGGCCACAGCUGUAUCGUUUAAGCCCAGCGCGGACCCCGAUCAAGAAGGCUCCAAGGUUUGGGUCGGCACUAAUCUUGGAGAGAUUAUGGAAGUUGAAGUUGCGACGCAGCGCAUCCUAAUGAGCAAAGCGAGUGUCCAUGGAAAGUCGGAAGUUACCAAGAUAUACCGACACCUAAACGAGAUGUGGACUGUUGACGAAGGCGGAAAUUUCCUCGUCUGGGGUCCCGAUAGCGAUGGGGAGCCGAACUUGAAUAACUAUCCUCAUCAGUCUUUCAAGAUUCCCAAGGGAGAGACUUUCUCAAUAGUGGUUGGGGAUGAGCUUUGGCAAGCGACCGGCAAGCAGUUACGGAUAUUUGCUCCGACUCAAGAUAAUCACAGGCCAUUUCAGGUUCUGACAAGGCCAAUUACAAUUGAAGGAGCGGGAGAUGUAACCUCGGGAACGCUGAUGAAGGGCUAUCCUGGCAAAGUCUUCUUGGGACAUGUCGAUGGCAAGGUCAGCAUCUGGUCUGCAUCUGACUAUUCUUGCAAGACAAUUGUGAAUGUCACCACAUGGAAAAUAAAUACGCUAUCGGGUGUUGGUCAGUACAUCUGGGCAGGAUAUAACACGGGAAAAGUCUGUGUCUACGAUGUUGCUCAAACGCCGUGGGUUGUUUUGAAGGAGUGGCAGGCACAUGACAAUACCAUCUUGGGGAUGAAGGUGGACUUUGCCAGCUCUUAUCAACUUGAUCAAUUGCAAGUUGUUUCUCUAGGUGCGGAUAGCCGGAUCAAGGUGUGGGACGGCAUGUUGCAAGACGACUGGCUCGAAGACGAGAUGAAAUCCAGGGAUACGACAUAUUGCGACUUUGACGAGAUAAAAACGCUGAUAUUUACAUGGAAUGCGGGUGCUUCUACCCCUCACAGUCUUCGGUACUCUAAUGGCGAUGCCGCAUUCUUUCAAGAUUUGUUACAAUCGAGCGGCUCUCCCGAUAUCUUGGUCUUUGGAUUUCAAGAGCUCGUUGAUCUAGAAGAUAAAAAAGCAACAGCAAAGCGUCUGCUCAAGUCGAAGAAGAAGGAGGGAACAGACCAGGAACGAAUGAGCCACCAAUAUCGAGACUGGCGCGACUUCUUACUCAAAACCUUGGACGACUACAUGCCAGCAGAUCAUCUGUACCAUCUUCUCCACACGGCACCCAUGGUGGGGCUCUUUACUUGUAUUUUUGUCAAGGCUUCGCUGAGGGAAAGGAUAACUCAUCUUAGCGGUGCUGAAGUGAAGCGAGGCAUGGGAGGUCUUCAUGGAAACAAGGGAGCAGUUGCCGUUAGAUUCCAAAUCGACGACUCGUCUCUCUGUUUCGUGAAUUGUCACUUGGCAGCAGGCCAAACCCAGGCUAGCUCACGUCAUAACGAUGCGGCGGCGAUUCUCGAAGCUAGCCUAUUCCCCGUUGAACGAGAUACCGAAACUCGGAUUGACACCUUUAGUGGCGGUGGAGAUGGCUCCAUGGUUCUUGAUCAUGAGCUUUGCAUUCUUAAUGGCGACCUGAACUAUCGCAUAGACACCAUGUCACGAGAUACAGUGGUGAAAGCCGUGGAGCAGAAUAAUUUGGCAAAGCUCCUUGAGCGUGACCAACUGCUUGUGGCGCGCCGCCGCAACCCAGCCCUUCGCUUACGAGCAUUCGAAGAGCUGCCUAUUACAUUUGCGCCAACCUACAAAUAUGAUGUAGGAACAGACACGUACGAUACUAGCGAGAAACGAAGAAGCCCUGCAUGGUGUGAUCGACUUUUGUUUCGAGGACGCGGCCGUGUGCAGCAAUUAGAUUAUAGACGGCACGAAGUAAGAGUGAGCGAUCACCGGCCGGUUACAGGAGACUUUCGACUCUGGGUAAAGAAGAUUAGACCAAAGGAUCGAGCGGCCGCUUGGAUGCAAUGCCAGCAGGGAUUUGAAGACGUUAGGCAGAAAGAGUUGGCAGAAGAUAAACUAUACUAUCUCACGAAUAUUUGUGGUUUCGACGCAGCAACAAGCCAUCAGCUAAUAAAAGAGAGAGCAUCGCGCAAACCGCAUAGGAGUCCCAGCAAAGGCAGGGCAGCGUACUAA
Trichoderma asperellum CBS 433.97 is the source of this 3714-nucleotide messenger RNA. RefSeq lists its product as uncharacterized. The record is from RefSeq and is a predicted model, not a curated record. Lineage: Eukaryota; Fungi; Ascomycota; Sordariomycetes; Hypocreales; Hypocreaceae. Gene Ontology annotation, biological process: phosphatidylinositol dephosphorylation. Gene Ontology annotation, molecular function: protein binding; phosphatidylinositol-4,5-bisphosphate 5-phosphatase activity.